Magallana angulata is the source of this 1668-nucleotide messenger RNA. RefSeq lists its product as uncharacterized. The record is from RefSeq and is a predicted model, not a curated record. Bases 1 to 1668 code for a protein of 555 amino acids. Gene Ontology annotation, molecular function: zinc ion binding; ubiquitin-protein transferase activity; protein binding. Gene Ontology annotation, biological process: positive regulation of DNA-templated transcription. NCBI's taxonomy places the organism in Eukaryota, Metazoa, Mollusca, Bivalvia, Ostreida, Ostreidae. The transcript has a single exon. Gene Ontology annotation, cellular component: nucleoplasm; chromatin.
AUGGAUGACCUAUACAACCUUCAGGAUCUUGUACGCUGCAUUAUUUGUGAAACCUCUGAGAUCUCCAUGUACUGUAAAAUUUGUCAAAUACAUCUGUGUAAAGACUGUGUAAAGAAACAUUUAUCUGAUUCCUCUAAAGAUCAUAAAGUGGUGUCACGUAAACAAUAUAUAAUCACUUUGAGCAAUCCUAAAUGUAGGAAACACCCCACUAAACAAUGUGAACUCCAUUGUGAACAAUGUGACAUUCCUAUUUGUGCAGAGUGUGUAUCAUCUGGAAAACAUUCAGGACAUAAACAAAUUGACAUUUUCCAGUGGUUUGAAAACAAAAAACAAGUUUUACACAAAGAUUUGCAAGAAUUAGAAGAAUUUAUUCAUUCUAAAUACGAAGAUAUAGCUUCCAACAUCCCAGUACAGAAAGUUCAUCUAAGUAAAAACUCCCGAAAAUUGAAAGCAGCAAUUGACAAACAAGGAGAAGUCUGGCACAGAGAAAUAGACACCAUUAUCACAAACCUGAAAUCUAACGUGGAGGAAAUGGAAUCCAAACACCUGAUCGUCCUAAAUAAACAAGAAGAUGAAAUCACAGACACCAUUUCUGAAAUCACACAAACCAUUGCUGCACUGAAGAAGCUAAUUAGCUCCGAAGAUGUCUGCCUUUUCUCUGAGUACAAAUCCAGAAUUGCUGAAUUUAGAAGAUUGCCUCCUAAACUCAAAGUGUCCUUACCAAACUUUAGGCCUCAGGAAAUCCACACAGAUCAGCUGAUUGAACAGUUUGGUUCUUUGUCAGCAUUAUCUUUUACAACAGAGGAACAAGACUACAGCAUGCCGCCCCAGGGAGCCGAAUCCUCUGCCCCAGACCGGUCACUGAUGGAUGUACCCCAGAUCAGCACAACUUUGGACACAGGGUUUAAAUAUCUAUACAGUGUGGCGUGUCUUAAUGAUACAGAUAUCUGGACGAGUGGUGAUGACAACACGAUGAAAUUCUACAACCUUCAGGGGGAACUAGUGGAGUCCAUCCAAACCAAGUCAGGGAACAGGCCACAUGACAUAGCAGUAACAAGGAGUGGGGAUCUAGUUUAUACUGAUUACAAUGAUAGAACUGUGAACAUAGUGAAGAAUGCACAGAUACAGACAGUGAUCAGACUACAGGGGUGGAUACCUUGGAGUGUCUGUAGUACCUCCUCUGGUGACCUCCUGGUUGUCAUGGACAGUGAUGAUAUAAAACAAACAAAAGUUGUGUGUUACUCUGGCUCCACAGAGAAACAAAGUAUUCAGUACGAUGACAAAGGACAACCGCUCUAUUCAUCUGGUUACAUUAAAUACAUCAGUGAGAACAGGAACCUUGAUAUCUGUGUGUCAGACUUUAUAGCCCGUGCAGUAGUGGUGGUCAAUCAGGCCGGGAAACUCCGGUUUACCUACACUGGUCCUCCCUCUACUACCAAAGGAUCAUUUAAACCAUACGGCAUCACAACAGACAGCCAGGGUCGGAUCCUGGCAGCAGACAAUAACAACGACCGUAUCCACAUCCUGGAUCAGGACGGAAAGUUCCUCCGCUACAUUGACAACCGUCAUUUACAUGUUCCAUGGGAUUUAUGUGUGGACAACAGAGACAACCUCUUUGUGGCUGAGUGUGCCUCAGGUAAAGUGAAGAAAAUCAAAUAUUACAUGUAA